Messenger RNA from Rhea pennata, 5983 nucleotides. RefSeq names its product regulation of nuclear pre-mRNA domain containing 1A (gene RPRD1A). Lineage: Eukaryota; Metazoa; Chordata; Aves; Rheiformes; Rheidae. The record is from RefSeq and is a predicted model, not a curated record. The transcript is spliced from 7 exons. Bases 181 to 1116 code for a protein of 311 amino acids. Gene Ontology annotation, biological process: mRNA 3'-end processing. Gene Ontology annotation, molecular function: RNA polymerase II C-terminal domain binding.
GUUCGCGGUGAGCUGCCGGGGCGCGCGGAAGUGGCGGCCGGCGAGGCGGGAAGGGAAGGGCUGGGCCAGGCCGGGCCGGGCCGGGCCGGGGAGCGCCGGGCUCCUCCCCUGCUGGGGCGGAGCGGCGGGGCCUGAGCGCGGCCGGGCGGCGGGGCUGAGGCUGAGCGGCGGCGGCCCGGCAUGUCGGCCUUCUCGGAGGCGGCGCUGGAACGGAAGCUGUCGGAGCUGAGCAACUCGCAGCAGAGUGUGCAAACGCUGAGCCUCUGGCUCAUCCACCACCGCAAGCACUCGGCGCUCAUCGUCAGCGUGUGGGAGCGGGAGCUGCGCAAAGCAAAACCAAAUAGGAAGCUGACGUUCCUGUACUUGGCCAAUGAUGUCAUACAGAACAGCAAAAGGAAAGGACCAGAAUUUACAAAAGAUUUUGCUCCAGUAAUAGUGGAGGCUUUUAAACAUGUUUCAAGCGAGUCUGAUGAGAGUUGUAAGAAACAUCUUGGCAGAGUGCUCUCUAUCUGGGAAGAAAGGUCUGUUUAUGAAAAUGAUGUAUUAGAACAACUUAGGCAAGCUUUGUAUGGAGACAGAAAGGUCAGGAAGCGAACUUACGAACAGAUAAAAGUUGAUGAAAAUAACUGUUCACCUCAAAGUUCUCCCACUGAUCCUCCACAGACCACAGAUCUUAUUAGAGCAUUGCAAGAACUAGAAAAUGCUGCCUCAGGGGAUGCAGCGGUUCAUCAAAGGAUAGCCUCUUUGCCUAUAGAGGUCCAAGAUGUGUCACUAUUAGACAGAAUAACAGAUAAGGAAUCUGGAGAGCAACUUUCCAAAAUGGUAGAUGAUGCAUGUAUGUUGCUGGCUGAUUACAAUGGCAGGUUGGCAGCUGAAAUAGAUGAUAGAAAACAGCUAACUCGAAUGUUGUCAGACUUUCUGCGAUGUCAAAAAGAAUUCCUUGCAGAGAAAGAACAUAAGCUGGAAGAAUACAAGCGCAAGCUAGCCAGAGUGUCCCAAGUCCGGAAGGAGCUCAGGUCACGCAUCCAGAGUCUGCCUGAUCUCUCGCGACUCCCCAAUGUCACGGGCAGCCACGUACACUUACCAUUUGCAGGAGACAUCUACAGUGAUGACUGAUUGUAAGAACAUCCUUCAAUAACCUCUACUUUUCCGUGAAAUGAGGGGUAGGUCAGACUGAUUGGUACUCUUGUAGUAUUAUUUUUGUAUAUUGUUGGAGAGUGUCAGUAAAAAUACUCUGAAUAAUUUAUAGAAAAAUGGUUUAAAAGUUGAUUUGUUUACUAUUUUAUUGGCAAGUGAACAUAAGGGUACGUUUAUAAAAGAGUGGCAUCUCUGUCUAUUGCAUUAAAGAAUGAGUAAUUAUCUUAUAUUUUGUACAGAUUUUUGUUGGGUUCCCUGUAAAAAAAAACUGAUAAGAUUUUUCUUAUGUACCCUAUAUUUAAUGUAGAUCAAUAUAUAAUCAAAGCAUACUUCGAAGUAUGCUUCUAAGUUGACACAUUUCAAUGACUGUGAGGCACUGAGACAUUAUGGAACAUAAAUAUUACGGAAAUCACAACCUCAUGUUUGCAAGAAGGUUAUUGCAAUUUAAUGCAAAGUUAAAAGUGAUCUUGCUAGCUAUUAUGUUUAACUUACCCACUUCCAAAAAAGGCCAGGUGGCUUAUUUUAAAGUAAAAGUAAAUGUUCCAAUUUUAUAUUGGAAAACAUAGAUCAUGUUACAUUGAACACAUCUUUAAAUGACUCAAAAUGUUGCAAUAUUUUAGUAUUUAAAAGGCAGCACAAAAAAUUACACAUUUGACCAUUUCAAUUAGGAUUGAAAUGGUAAGUUUUCUUUUUACAGCUGCUUAGUUUCCUAGUUGAGGGACCAUUCAUUUGUACUCUAAUCUCUUUCUGGAACAUCUGUCUCCAUCUAAAAAAGUUGAUCCCAAAAAUGUGAAGCCAUUUUACAACUUUAAUUAAAGUGAAAGGCCAUUCUCUAAACUGUGUCUGUUGUUAAAUGUCCAUUAUUAAAAUUUAACAAUACUAUGUACCAUUUAUACAGGCAACAGCAUGAUGCAAACAUGCUGUAGGGUAGCCGUGUGGUAGCUUUGGGCCAAAUCAUACUUUUCCGUUGAGAAACGCAGGAGGCCAGCCUGAGCUACUGCUCCCUUACCUCCCGCUGCUCCAGCAAACGUUUCUAGAGAUCUUCAUCUUCUUUUCUCACAGAACAGGAAGAGAGAGUUCUGGCCUGUGUAUAAUUUAAACUGCAGAAAAAUACUGCUAAAUAGAUGUUUUAGAAAGGUCCUUUGCGUGGCACAACUGUGAUGUUUGUCUACGGGUAGCUAAACUUGUGAAAAUUCUGUGUUACCAUACGAAGCGUCAGCUUUUAAGUUCACUUAAAAGCCUAAAGAUACAGAUGGGCACCUAGUGGAUUGCCAGAAAGUUUCAGCUUUUUUCAGUCAGUUCUAAUUAGGCACUUAAGAAUUUAGGAGUGAUUUUUAAAAUGUCUGUCUGUACCUUUUACCAUUUAAAUGACCUUAAAAACCUAGGCUGAAAGUAUUUGAGCUGGAUAUAUCAUCUGAGUAUUUAACGAUAAUAUUUUGUUCAUGGGUUUGCACUUGGCAGGCAUUGUUUUGCAUCAAUUAAGUUCAAAGUUUACAAAUUUAAUGCUGCUUCUCACAUGAAAGCAAAUUCUUAAAGGCAGCCUAUUCCACCUUGUCAAAAAUUACAAUGAUUCAGCAUAGUCCUGGAGUGAAAUUGUUGAAAAUAGUGAUUUGUCACGUUAUUGACUUCAGUAGGACUAAUCCCUAGAACACUUUUUGGAUGUGAUCAGAAGAUAAUAUUUCUCUUUAAAAUAGUUAUACUUACACACAAGCACCUCCGUCCAAAUAUCCUUCUUUUAUGGAAGUUGCCAUGAAUUAAACCUCUUUUAAGGGAGGAAAAAACCCCAAAAGAUAGAAAUACAAACUGUUGACAUAGCAUUCCCUUUUGCAUCAAAGUUUGACAUUACCCAGCAGUCAGGGAGGGCUUGAAUCUGUAGAUUUUUUUUUUUUUUCUUUUUUUAAAGAUAUUUGCAAAUAGAAAGAAAGCCCACAUGCUCCAUAUUAAAUCUCUGGGCCUCUAUCUGCCACCACUCAGACUGCUCUGCUGUGGUCACUAAACAUAUAUGUGAUCCCAAAAUAUCCCAGGUCCAUCCUAGUAUUUGCCAUGGGAAUUUAAAACAAAAAGAAACCAAUAUUCAUAUUUUUCCCUGAGAUUCUUAAAAAAAAAUGAUGCAACACAAUAUUAAUUUCAUCAAAAAUUCUGAUUCACAGGUAGGAAUGUUGAAAAUAGUUCAUCAGUGCUCGCUAGCCUUCCAAAGAUUAAUAACAGUUCUGAGGGACCCACAGGAAAAAAAAGUUAACCAUAAAUAAUCCAGGAGAGUCUUUAUUUUUUUUUUUUUUUAAGUUUGAGUCUGAGAUGUAUUAUUAAAUAAAAUCUAUUGUCGUCUUUUCAUGAUAAGAGAAUGAAAAUUCAGAUAUAAUUUUUAUGCUUCAAACAUUUCUGUUCUAGUAUGUUAAAACUUAUAUAAAUUUAGUUAUACAUGUAUGUGCAUUACAGCUGCAGUUUACUCUUGCUAAAGAAUAGCACAAAAUUUGUGAUAAAUGUUAAAACAGUUUACUUCAUUAAGAAUUAUAAAACAAAUCAUAAAACCCACUAGUGAGUUCCUGGUUGAAUCCUAGCCAAGGAAAACUUAAUUAGUACCCAAACAUGGUUACAGCAGCAGUGGCAUGGCUUGCUCAGAGUCCAUUGAAGAAUCCAGCAUUGGAUAUUUAAAACUGGAGGAAUAUGUUAAGUUUAUACAGUCUUUUGCUACCUUAACUUAAAAUAAUAAUAAUAAAGUUGAAUGCUUAAUUUCCUUGAUUUCUCAAGAGCAUUAAAAACAACACAAUAGACUUGUUUUUCCUUUUCAUAACUCUUUGUGAUAAUGUUGCGUAUCUACAGGCGUUCUUUUAUCAGAGUUGAUGAAAGAAUGAGGAAGAAUCUCACCUUUUUCCCAAUGUAUAUGUUUUAAUUUUGAGAAAGUGCUAUUUUCUGUAUAUAUUUUUCUUUGUUUUACUGUGAAAUUCUUUACUUCAAGGAAUGUUUAAUAAUUGACGGAUUUUUUAAAUUAUCUCUCCAAAGUUGUUUGGAAAAGAGGACUUGAGGACGGUAAAUAUACUCUUAGAGCAAGUGUCAUAUAUUAAUGGCUGAAUAGUUUUUUUAUUUCUGUGGAAAAGACGUCAGGUUAGAAGAUCUGUAUUGUGAAUGUAAUAGCAUAGCAGGAGAUAACAUUUUAAGAUACAAAUGCAGCCCUUUAGUAUAAAAAGAUAUCUUCAAAUUCUUGGGUUCCAAAGCCUAAGAUAAAUACGUGACACGUCAGGAGGAAAAGGGGUCAGGUGAGAAAAAGUGCCUGGAAGCUAAGAAGGAGUAAAUAUCAGGGUGGAAAUGAAAAGCAAAAAAAAAGUCUGCUUUCGACAAAACAAAAAUAAUAGUGUGAAACUCUGGGCAGUACAAUAUUUAGCUGCAGAUGGAUGAUACAAUAAGACUGCUUUGGAGCAUUACCACUCUGGGAAAAGAUGGGGGUGUCCCCUGCCCAUUUCUCCUAACACACUAUGAUUCUGCUCAAACCAGAAUGCCUACCCUACCAAAGGCACAAAUACAAAAUAUCAGAAAAUUUUCAUCCAAUAACCAGCUUAUUUACUUCACUAUAUUGCACUUUUAUUGAGCAUUCUUUAGGGGAAGGGGAAAAAAAAAAAAAAAAAAAAAAAAAAAAAGCAAAGACAAUCCUGCAGCUCUUUGCCAUAUGAGCAUAUGAGAAUGCUUGGAGGUCUUUCCGCUGGAGUCUCUGGGAUUGCUUGUAUAUUCUAAUGUUUGCAGAAUCAAGCUGUAUUUUUGCAAAAUGUUAUGAAAGCUGUCAAAAACAUCUACUCCACUUCUGUGAUUUUAAAAACAAAAGUAAAGUCCUUAGUUGCAAAAAAUUACGUUUCUUAGAAAUUGUGUUUUUGUUGCUCCUUUUGAAAAUUAAACUAUACACAGCAGUAAUAUUAGCUUGUCUGUGUUUCACUCUGCUAAUGUUGGUAUUAAUAUAUUAAGAUGAAACACCUCAGUUAAUCCUUAGGAACACAGCCUAAACUACAUGCUUAAAUUUCCAUGCUUAAUAGUUUAUCUGAGUGGUCUUCUAAAUGUCCAGCUGAGAGCUUUCAUUAUAAAAUUAUAUUUCUGUUUUCCUCAAGUUUAAGAAGCCAGUGUAUUGGGAUUUCCAUAGACUAAUACUGUUCUCACAAGCCAGUGGCAACUCAGUCUGGUACUUCAGUGAUUACCCCCAAACGCACACUUAGGAUGCCAUAGCCCCCUGCAGAAAUAACCAUAAAAGUCAUAGAAAUCAUGCUUAGGCUUGACUGGCCCAGUACAGAAUAGCUGGAUUUCUAACUUUUGGAACAUAAGCAAAUAAAUCAAUGUUUUCUGUGGAAAGAUUACUGAGCUAGAAAACCAGUAUGUCAAAAAUUUGACUGUUACAUUUAUAAAUAUUUAGGGCCAGUUCUGCUCAUUAUUCAUGCACAUGAUCACAGUGGCCGUUUCUGCCAGUAAAGAAAGCAGCUUCAAAUGUAGUGUAUGAAGAGAAUUAUUUUUAAUGGAUGACCAAUUUUGUGUCAGAUCCUAUUUCAGUGUCAUUUAUCUUGAUUAGGCAGUAACUCUGCCAUCUUGUUAUUUAAAAAUCUAAUUCUGAUUUCACCUUUACAACAUUUAAACUAUCAUACUGAGCAUGUUUUUUUUGUGGGAAUUUGCAGAAGUUCAAUAGCACUCUUGUUACUUGUUUGCAAAAAAAUCGACUCGUUUGUUAAGAGCUAACGACAGUUUGAAAUGUAAAGAUGUUUCAUUAUUGUGCUCUUCUGACAGAAUGUGUAAUCCUUGUGUAAUUUGUCCUCAAAAUAACACCUGUGUGUAUGCUCUUUCAUAUUUAAUAGAAUAAAACAUUGUUGUAAAAACA